Molecule: messenger RNA, 5610 nt
Organism: Myxocyprinus asiaticus (Chinese sucker)
Lineage: Eukaryota; Metazoa; Chordata; Actinopteri; Cypriniformes; Catostomidae
Product: rab11 family-interacting protein 1-like
Exons: 6
Coding region: 110-3799 (1229 amino acids)
Biological process (GO): regulated exocytosis
Cellular component (GO): intracellular membrane-bounded organelle
Molecular function (GO): small GTPase binding
Source: RefSeq, a predicted model, not a curated record
AGAGCAGCAAGCGACACCAGAGUGUCAAUUCAACAUCAAACGGUGAUCAGACGAAGAAACGCAACUUUUCGUCAAGGUUUGUCCUGGACUUAAUCAAACAGUGCGGAGAAUGUCUUUGGGUGACCAGCAGUGGUAUCCCACCAGCGCACAGGUAACGUUGCUCCAAGCGCGACACCUGCGCAUCAAGGGCAAAAAUGGCACGAACGACGCCUAUGCCAUCAUGCAGGUGGGUAAGGACAAGUUUUCCACGUCGGUGGUGGAGAAAUGCGUUUCUCCCGAGUGGAAGGAGGAAGCGACGUUCGAUCUACCGCUGUUUCAUCAUCAGGGGAAUGCAGAGCGAUGUACGCUGUACAUCAUCGCAAUGCACCGAGCCCUGGUGGGGCUGGACAAGUUUUUGGGGCAGGCUGUCAUCAACCUUCUGGACCUACAUGCCAACAGAUCGUGCAAAAAGACAGACUGGUACAAGCUGGUGGAUAAGAAUGGUAAACAAGAAAAAGACAGAGGUGAAGUUCUCUUGGACAUCCAAUUUAUGCGGAAUAACAUGACGGCCAGCAUGUUUGACCUCUCCAUGGCAGACAAACCUCGGUCCGGCCUUGCCAAGCUCAAAGAUAAGAUCCGCGGUAAGAAGAAAGAUGGCUUCUUGGAUUCUGCCUCCGCAAUUGUGCCCUCUUCAGUGGCAUCAGACAGUGAAGAGGAAGACAAUGAUGUUACAGAUUCUCCAAAGAAGAAAUCAAAACUGAAAACCUUGUUUGGACCAAAGACAAACCUCCAGAGGAAUGUAUCUCAGUCCAUGUUCACACUGGGCGCCCUCCCUGAGAAGAAUGGUUCGCUUAGCAGCAGCAAAUCGUCAGGCCUUAAUGUGGAAUCGCCUGAUGUGAAAAAGAAGUUUAAAAUUCUGGGACACAAGCGCACCAGCAGCACAGAUAGCAAAGUAUCUCUAGGUCCCUUUUCUCUUCUGAGCCGCUCUAAGCAGAACAUUCAAGAGCAGAAUAACCUCUGUAUCAACGGGAACCAUGUUUAUGCAGAGGACCAAGAACCUAAACCUGGUUUCGGGUCUGAACUCAGUCUGAACAGCUUAGGAAAGGGUUCAGUAGAAGAUGUUUGUAAAUACCAUCGACGGAACACUUCCGAUGUCUCCAUCGACUCAUUUAAAGGUCUGAGUGUGCCCUCAUACAAACCUGAGGUGAAAGACAAAGCUUCACAGCGCCCUCUAGAGGACAAGACUCACCUAGAGUUGGAGGAGGAGAAUACUAAGAAACCACAAGGAAGAAGCGUUCAAGAGAUGCUCGACCGACAGGAAGAGCAGGAGAGGAGGAGGCAGCAAGAACGAGAGAAAAAACAAGUGGAGGAGAAUAGGAGACUGGAGGAGCAAGAAAAGAAGCGCAAGGAAGAAGAGGAGCAGCAGAGAAAGCGACGUGAGCAGGAGGCACAGAGAGCUGAGGAGCAACGGCACCGGGAGGAGAGCAGAGUUACAGAAAGGCUCUCCUCUUUCUUCGGCAUUGGAAAGAAGAAAGAGGAGAGGAAGGAGGAAGCAAGCCCUCAAGCUAUGAUUGAAACCAAACAUCUGGAUAUUUCCUCCUCUACAAACCGCUUUGAAGAGAUUCCCCUCACCCCGGAACCUUCAGCCUUGGAAGAAAGAUUCGUCGACCCACGGAGGGGCAUUCGGAUUCCCCUCAACCCGACGCCACCCAGUCGCCUAGCAAAAGUAUCUGCAGUCAAGCCGAGAUUGUCCCUGAGUGUGCUGCCUGAACCAGAUAAUAGCAAUUCCCAAUCUCCCUCAAACUCUAUAGAUACCCACAGCACUAUCCACUCUUCCCCACUUUCCCCAUCCCUUCCUAGUGAUCUGUUUGAGUCUAUGGGUAUGUUCUCUGAUCUUCAUUCUUCUCUGGCACCUGGGAAACCUCAGAGAAGUUACAGUGAGUCCCCUAGAAACAGCAUGGAAAACCUAUCAGGAGUUGGGUCUGCUCCAAAAAUUGAAAAGAAACGAAGGGCUCCCCUACCCCCUGAUUAUCCUGGUGGUUCGUCCGGGACUGGGAGCCACCAUCCAGAUAAUGGGGGACAAGUGCAAACCCAGAACUCCAAAGAUGGUCAUAGGCCUACUCUUCCUCUCCCAGACUAUGAAUCCCUCUACCUCAAGAAAAGGCAUGGGGUGAUGAGUCAAACACUUUGGGAACAUGUUAUUGCAGAGGUAAACCAGAGAAACUGGGAUCUUUCCGAAGAAAUUAAUGUUGAUGGGCCUGAACAGUCUAUGCUAAAUAAAUCUGUGGUUUUAAAGGAUAUAACCGCAGACAGCCGUAACCAGCACCAAAAGAGUUGUGAGACACCUCCCCCUGCCACCUUGAGGCACAAAGAAGCACUCAUCCCACCCAAAGCAACUGCUUCAGCCAUACCAAAGCCACUGAUUGAAGGUAAUGUCCAGUAUAGUCCCAUCAAAGAGCUUAUAUUUUCUACUGUUAAUAAGCCUGGCCGCCCUGCUUCCAAAAACUUGGAAAACAUCCCAUCUCCAACUGGUCAGAAUCGACAUAUGCCUCAAGAAACUGAAAGGAAGAUGGAUGUUGUUACCCAUCAACCAUCCCUGUCAAAUGAGAGGCCAACACCAGCUGCCAGAGCUGUAACUAAUCUAAAUUCAAAGGCUGAUAAGGAAUCAAAUUCUGAAGAUGUGGCUAAAGAAAUGCCUUCGGUCAAGCCCAGACAAUGCACAUUAAACAAGGAUCCAGUCAUACAAGUCCAACCGGACAAGCUGGUUACAACUCAGCCCCUGACUUUGGAAAACAACCAGGUUGAAAAGCCACAGUAUGGUACCAUAAUAAGUGCAUCCACAAAGAAUGGUCCUGACCAGUGGGAAAGUUUCUCUUUGGAGGAGUUAGAUGAAGCAGACCACUCCAAAACCGAUAUGCCAGAAGAAUGGCUUGUGGGACUUACCAAUGAACCUAAAAAGGGGAUGAUUGGUCUUGAUCCAUUCCCAAAUGAUAACCUAAUAUCUAAUGACCCCUGGACUUUACCACAGCAGAGCAUGAAAGAUGACCCGUUUACUGGGGACCCAAGGAAAAUGGAAAAUUGGAAAGAUCAGACAUUAAACCAUUUUGAUGACAAAGAUAACCUAUUUGCAAACGCAGCGACAACUGAUCCAUUCGCACACAUUUCUGAGAACAGCACACCACCAAAACAAGAACCCAGAAAAUCACCCAGCUUCACUGAUCAAGCCAGAGCCACAUUCCAAAGAAAUUUUUCACUUAAAAAGAAAAACUCAUCUCGCCCAAACACAAGUUCUGGGAAAGCUCUUACAGAAAAAAGUAGCCUGGGUAAAUCGGUUUCUCAAUCUUCACAGGAUGCUGAUGAUGUGGAGCUGACUGUAACUAGUUUUGCUCCACUGAGCAGAACUGAACCCACUCUGAUGGGUGGCUCUUCUGGGGGCAAGACAGCUCUGCACGCUUGGGUCUCACCAUCAGAGGCUCAGCCCGUUACGCUGCAGGGUGGUAGUGGAAGUGCAGUCUCAAAUCCACGAAGGCCUCAUCCAGUGAAACCUAUGAGCUUAGAAAGUCAAGCGCUCAGUUGUCUUGCUGUGGGGAAAGAUAUGAAGACCAUCAAAGAAAUGGCUGAGAAGUCAAAGAAUGGAGAGAGUGGUCCAUACACCCAGCUCACACAGGAGGAACUGAUCACACUGGUGGUGAAGCAGCAGGCUGAACUCUCCAAGAAAGACACCAGGAUCUACGAGCUGGAGGAUUACAUUGAUAACCUGCUGGUUCGCGUCAUGGAAGAGAAACCCAGCAUCCUGCUUUCACUCCAGUCAAAGUGUUAGGGCUUGAUCCUAGCAUUUCACUUGACUACACCCAGAUCAUAACGCUAUGACACUAUAAUGCUGGGGAAUUUGUCUAAUAUAGCCAUAAGAAUUUUGAAUUUUAUUCCAAACGUAACUCACAUCUCAUAAUAGUUUUUUUUUUUUUUUCCUUGAGUACCUAAUUUGUAGUAGGGUUGCUGGCAUAUUCACAUUCUAAUUUUGUACUAUCCCUUAAACAAAUCACUGUGGAAAGUGAAUUAGUAUAAUAUACUAGGUCCAAAAAGAAGAUGCCAGAAUGCUUCAGUUUUUUGCAUUCUCAAUGGUCUGUUGUUAUCGACUGGAUACAGGGGUAUUAUUAUUAUAAUUAUUAUUAUUAUUUUCCUCACAGGAGCUGGGUAUGAGCUCCUUGAAAAGCUCUCCAACAAUGAAGAGAGCCUAUUUAUCGAUGAUCCAGUUUUGUUUUUCUGUGAACAGCGAUCUGUCCAUUUAGGUAAAUAGAUGCUUUCCUAAAUGCAUUAUUUAUUUAAGCAUCUCAAGCUUGUAUAUAAAGACUUCCCUUUUGCCUGAAAUGAUUUGUGUUCUGAUCAUGACUGCUGCCUAGUGUCUAUAUCAGAAUGCUUGCAUUACUGCUGAUGCGGCCUUAUCUCUAUUGGGGCUCAAGUUCAAAUUAAACGUACUGUUGCUGGCGAUAUGCUGGACAUUUAGACUAUAAGCACUUUGUACUUGAAUUGGGUGUUUUUUUUUAUGAAGGAUUAAUGUUUUAUGCUGAAGUAAUUAUCUGAGGUACACUGAUGCUCUGUAGAAAUGCCUUAAUGAAGAAUUAUUUUUGUUACCUGUGCGUAUAAUGCUAUUGAAAAUUCCUUUGUUUAAACACUGGAUGUAUAGAUACCCUACUGCAUUUUCAUUGCGCUGGCCAAUUUUGGGCAAUAUUAGGAAAUUUUGCUCAUUUUAAGGUUAUAAAAUAAUUUGACUAUUUUUCAGCUUAGUUGGCAGUCAGCUGUUAAAUCAAUCAAAUUCAAAAUAGUUUUUAUAUUGCAGUGAAAUUAUUGAGCUGUGACUAAUUAGCGUUCUUUGUGAAGACAGUCUUUUUGACUGAAAGACGUCUGGUGACAUGAAUGUUUUGGAAACAAUGGACAUUUGAGGGAGUAUUUUCCGUUUGUGCAUACUCUGACAUACUGCAGUUCUUUAAUGAACAAGCAAUAACUGUUUGCAAAAUUUCAGGCAAUACGGUACUUACCACAAACUAGGAUCAUAUGCGAUGCAAGUAACAUGUUGCCUACAGCACAGUCUGCACAGUUUGUUGUGGAAACAAAGAUCUAUGCAUUAAAAAUACUCUUACCCUACUAUAAUCCACCAUUAUGCACCAGUAGAUAAAUUCUUCUUUUAAUAUUAUUUUAAUUAAUGUCUUGUAUUUGUUUGGACAUGACUAAUUUGAAUUGUUUUAGUCCUCAAACUGUUUGUUUUUUUGUUUUUUUUAUCCAUGUUCAUUUUAACCAUCAGACUUCACAUCCAAGAGCUUCCAGAGUUUCUCAUUCAGCUGUUGUCUAUAAUAUUGAGUGAGUUCACUAAACUAGCAUUUUGACUGUGACCAGACUCUGUAUGCCAACAGAUUCCUUCAUUUCUGAAUUUGCAUAUGAAGCCUUACAUUUAUGUUAUUUGUUAAGCAUUUGUGUACAACAAAUGAUGUUUUGUAAACCUGUGCCUUCUAUCUUCAAGAUUCCACAUUUCCGCCUUGAAAUGUCUUUUGGAUGAUGUAUUAAUAUACUGGUUUAUUCCUUUACUUCAAUAACUGCAUAAAUGUAAUUUUAUUUUAAUUAAAUAAAACAUGUAGC